This is a messenger RNA of Megalopta genalis, 1238 nucleotides long. RefSeq names its product regulatory particle non-ATPase 11 (gene Rpn11). The record is from RefSeq and is a predicted model, not a curated record. Gene Ontology annotation, molecular function: protein binding; metallopeptidase activity. NCBI's taxonomy places the organism in Eukaryota, Metazoa, Arthropoda, Insecta, Hymenoptera, Halictidae.
GUAAACGGUAGUCGGGUCCCUCUAUAGGCCGCGCUCAUGAUUGUGCACAUUUGAGAGUUGUCAAUAGCUGCUUCGAAAAGUAUAUAAAAAACGUGUUUGAUAGUGUAGACAAACAAAAAAAUAUAUUAUUUAUUGUCAAAAAUAUACUGUAAUAGAAACGUUUUAAAAAUAAAAGGCAAACGAGUAUGGAGCGACUUCUGAGAUUAGGUGGAUGUAUGCCAGGCGUGAAUCAAGGACCUCCUCCUUCAGAUGCUCCAGUUGUUGACACCGCUGAGCAGGUAUACAUAUCAUCAUUGGCACUUUUAAAAAUGCUUAAGCAUGGACGUGCUGGUGUUCCUAUGGAAGUAAUGGGUCUGAUGCUUGGAGAAUUUGUUGAUGACUAUACUGUUCGUGUUAUUGAUGUAUUUGCUAUGCCUCAAACAGGAACUGGUGUCAGUGUAGAAGCAGUUGAUCCAGUAUUUCAAGCAAAAAUGUUAGACAUGCUUAAACAAACUGGUAGGCCAGAAAUGGUUGUAGGAUGGUAUCAUUCCCAUCCAGGAUUUGGUUGUUGGCUGUCAGGUGUAGAUAUCAAUACACAGCAAUCUUUUGAAGCCCUUAGUGAAAGAGCAGUGGCUGUUGUAAUUGAUCCAAUACAAUCUGUGAAAGGAAAGGUUGUUAUUGAUGCAUUUAGAUUAAUUAAUCCAAACAUGAUGGUCUUAGGACAAGAACCUCGUCAAACCACAUCCAAUUUAGGUCAUUUACAGAAACCUUCUGUUCAAGCUUUAAUUCACGGUUUAAAUCGUCAUUAUUAUAGCAUUAGCAUCAACUAUCGCAAGAAUGAAUUAGAACAGAAAAUGCUGUUAAAUCUACACAAAAAGACCUGGAUGGAUGGUCUUACGCUUGCUGAAUAUUCUGAACACAGUAGACUUAAUGAAAACAUUGUGUCCGAAAUGCUUGAACUUGCCAAAAAUUACAACAAGGCGUUAGAAGAUGAAGAAAAAAUGACACCAGAACAAUUAGCUAUAAAGAAUGUGGGCAAACAGGAUCCAAAGCGGCAUUUAGAAGAGAAAGUGGACACACUAAUGACUGCAAACAUUGUUCAAUGUCUGGGUGCUAUGCUCGAUACCGUCGUAUUCAAAUAACUAUUUCUUAAAAGAACAUUCGCAAUAUAUAUUAUUAAAAAUAUAUACACUUUUUAAAAUGUGUUUGUAAUCUGUACCCAAAAAACAAUAGACGCAAUACACAAACGUUUUAUUACA